Messenger RNA from Oenanthe melanoleuca, 5395 nucleotides. RefSeq names its product Kv channel-interacting protein 1. NCBI's taxonomy places the organism in Eukaryota, Metazoa, Chordata, Aves, Passeriformes, Muscicapidae. The transcript has 8 exons. Gene Ontology annotation, biological process: regulation of potassium ion transmembrane transport. Gene Ontology annotation, cellular component: voltage-gated potassium channel complex. The coding region runs from base 316 to 966 and encodes 216 amino acids. The record is from RefSeq and is a predicted model, not a curated record. Gene Ontology annotation, molecular function: potassium channel regulator activity; transmembrane transporter binding; calcium ion binding.
CCUAGCAUUUAAAUUUUGAUGGGGAGCUGUUUUGAAUAAUAACAGUGCAGCCGGCUGUGAGUCAAUGCAUGUGUGUUGACUUAAAAAAAAACCCUCAAAGCUUAACGCUUGCUGAAUGCCGAGCUGCAGUGCUUUGCUUUUUCCCUCCUCCUUCCUUCUUUUCUUUCUUAUCUGGACUUCCUCUGUUUUGUUUUGUUCUUGGGGGCAUUUCACAUAGAUUUUGUUCACUGCCAGGGGAGGGGUGGGGUAAGAGGAAUAAAAAAAAAAUCCCAGCCAAAAUAAAUCCUCCCCAAAAACUCACGAGUAGCUUUUGCAAUGGGUGCUGUCAUGGGUACGUUCUCUUCUCUACAAACGAAACAAAGAAGACCAUCGAAAGAUAAAAUUGAAGAUGAAUUAGAAAUGACGACAGUGUGCCAUAGACCUGAGGGACUGGAACAGCUUGAAGCACAAACCAAUUUCACUAAAAGAGAACUUCAAGUUCUUUACAGAGGAUUUAAAAAUGAAUGUCCUAGUGGGGUUGUUAAUGAAGAAACAUUCAAGCAGAUCUAUGCACAGUUUUUUCCUCAUGGAGAUGCCAGCAUGUAUGCACAUUACCUCUUCAACGCCUUCGACACUGCCCAGAACGGCUCCGUGAAGUUCGAGGAUUUUGUGAUGGCAUUGUCCAUUCUGCUACGGGGAACUGUUCACGAAAAGCUGAGAUGGACAUUUAAUCUGUAUGACAUAAAUAAGGAUGGCUAUAUAAACAAGGAGGAAAUGAUGGAUAUCGUAAAGGCAAUUUAUGAUAUGAUGGGAAAAUACACAUAUCCAGUACUCAAGGAAGAUGCACCAAGGCAGCAUGUAGAAGUGUUUUUCCAGAAAAUGGAUAAAAACAAAGAUGGAGUUGUAACUCUAGAUGAGUUUAUUGAAUCGUGUCAGGAGGAUGACAAUAUCAUGCGAUCCUUGCAGCUCUUUGAGAAUGUCAUGUAACCAGAUGAGCACUGGAGGAGUCGAGACUUCUGUGUAACAAAGAUCUCCUUUCUGGGUGAAAGAUUUUACAAUUGAGCCAUGUCCAGUGUGUGAGGAUUUUGUAUGACGUCCAACCAAAUGGCAACUGAGUGCAACCAAUCCCACCGCUUCUCCCCAGAAGAUGCUGGUGGACCUUUGUUUCGUUUUGGAAGCAUGUGAAUAUUUUAAUAAAUCCCGACAAGAGAGAACUGCUGCUCGAAGUUCAAUGAGUAAUACAGAGCAUUGUUUGCUAGGCUCAAGUCCUGCUUUUAAUCUAGCAAGCUUAAUUCCCUAUGAUAGCACAUGUUGACAGCUAUUGGCCAUCUACUGCAAGUGACAUCUCAGUCCAUACCUCUGUUCAGCACAAUAUUCUGUGGAUGCCUUGCCUUUAAUCUGCUUUGACAAAACCCCAAUCUACCAGGGCAGUCUGUGAAAAAAUAUGAACAGUCAAUGUACCUAGGACAUUAAACAGACAGCCCAUGUAGCCAGUACCCCCAUUCCUGCAGAGAUCCUGCUUAUCCUCUCACAUGCACUGGUGCCACCACACUGAGUUCAGUGGAGUUCUUCCUGAGCAUUUUAACCAGGUGAUUUUCAUGCCAGGGUGAGCCAGAAAGGAGCAGAACGUGUUGCACUUAUUAAUAUAAAAGUACAGAAGAAAUUCUGUUCAGGGAUGGGAAGUUCCCAAGAGACCAGGCAGGUGUGUAAGGGCUGGUACAGGAAGAUGAACACCUGCUGUGGUCUCAGCCACCUGCUGAGUUCCAGGAGCACUAGGUGAUGCUCCACUGUGCAUCUCAACAGCACCCUGGCCAUGUGCUCUGGUCCUUUUGCUGUAGUUUGGCACACACUUCCUAGGUUCAUCACUGGAUGUUACAGUCUUGCUCCUUUAUGGAUUUAUUUAAGCUUUCUUGUUUGAUUUAGUGAAUGACAAAGAUGCAUCUGUGUUUCUACAUACAGACCUUGGCACCCAGAAAGUGCUCAGUACAUUUGGCUGGGAGCUCUUGAAUUGUUAUUAGCCUCAGAAUCAGCUGCCAGGCCUGUAUUUUUUUCCUAAUGGCUGUAGCAUGCCUUGUACAAGCCCCAUCUCUUUGCUAAUGCCACGUAGAGUAUUGGUUUAGGGGUUUGGUUUUUUAAUUAAUAAAACAGAAAAGGUCAUGUAGUGAAUUUACACCACAGUUGGGUGAUUGGUCAGCUGGGGGAUGUCAGAGCUUUCUGUGAAGAAGCCUCUUACACUAGAGUGCCAUUGCCAUCUCCAGGCAGACAAUGGCUGAGAAGGGAAGGAGGGAGAAGCCAGCUUUUCCAGCUGCUCAAACCAUGCAGAUGGGACACUCCCUGCCAUAGUGCUGCAUCACUCUCAUCCAGUAAGCAUCUGUUUUUAUUGCAUCACAUACUGUAUUACAGACAAACUGUUAGUACUGAAGAUAUAUUUAUAAAGUUAUGUAAGUGGAAGGUUUUUUACAAUACAGAAUAUAUAGAAUGCCUCAGUUCUGUAGCCCUAAUUUUAUAAAAAUUCAAUCUGUUGAAGUAUUCCUGAUUACAGACAGAUGUAGGUCUGUAUAAUGGUAAUGCCAAUUCCCCAAGAUGGGGUAUUUUCCCCUUUUACUGUGCUCUGCCAUACACUUCUGUGUAGUCUUAACUUUAUUUCUUUAAGUUGUCCCCUUGUCAGCAAAAGUGCUGUUCAAGGGAACUUAAAUGUCUGCAGGGAUGACACCUUAUGAAUGACAUCUUGUUUACUGCCUUUCAUACAAAUACCAUUAAUGAAUUCCUCCCAGCAGCAAUCCAGCAGCUCUGGUGAGGGGCUGGGAUUUGCAGGAGGGAUGCCAUGCUGUGGGAGUACCUUUCCUCCAGUUGCUGGGUAAUGUCAUUUAGGCUUUAUUUAACAGGCACUUGGUAAAGACAUCAGUUGUAGCUGAAAUAAUACACAGUUUACACCACUCCUUCUUGAUUCUUUUUGCAAUUACUUAGGCAAAUGACAGAAUUUAAUACAAUUACCAGGUUUUCCCUCCCUCAAAACUGCUUAGUCUAUUAUUCUAAGCAGUUCACUUUAGCAGAGGGAGAAGUAGUCAGGACAAUGGAAAUUGAGCAUUUGAAUCAGGCUAGCACAGUGCCUUUUUCCUCUAAUAGUCUUGCUUCAAGGGUGCUUAGGAGAUGGCACAUACAGACAGAAAUGUUUGGAAUGUGCCCUUUUCAAAAGAAAAUGUUAUUAGUUUCAUGAUGCCACUGUCCCUGAAGACAAAUUAAUUUCUGGAGUUGCUGUGAUGAAUUUGGCCUCAGCUGUGUUUCCUGGCCCUGCUGGCAGCAGUUCUGUGGGAGCUGCCUUUGUCACCAGGGCUGUCACUGCUUUGUCCUGAGUGUGACUCCAGCUGAGCAGCAAACAUCUGGUGUCACUGUCAGUGCAUGCUGACUGCAUUGCUGAAAUCAAGUAGUAGUACUGACCCUGCACUUCUGCCAUCUCCUUGCUGCUCCACUGUGCCUGCUUUUCACUGCCAAGAGCCAUGAGGGUGCAUCAGGUAGAGGAGAUGCUGACAGCCACACUGAGUCUGUCCUUAGAGGAUAACGAGCUUUGAUGUGGAUCCCACCAGAGCCAGAGCCCUCCCACACACCCCUGAUGUUCAGCCUGGGUUGAGCUCUGUGCUCUACCUGAAGCCCACAGUAGCUGAGACAGGGGGACUUGCAAAGUGUCAGCCACAGCUGUGUUUUCCCAAAGCUCAGAUUGCAGAAUCUGUCUGGGGCAGAGUCCUUGCCAUUGCAAAGCCAAUUCUUUCCCUGCUCCCACUUGCAGCUGGAGGCUGGGAUGCACCAGUUCAUAGCAGGUCUCUGGGUUUUCCAUCAGCAGCAUCUGUCCAUGGCAGGUGAGACAUCAGUGACUGUGAGAGAUGCUCUCUGCAUGGAAAUGGCUUUGGGUUUGUUUUUCAUGUUUUCUGUGAAUGUUACUCUACUGUAAACUUGCCAAGCCUCCGCUUGCUCAUAAACGAGGCUUGCAAUAUUUAUGACAAACACUAGUACAGAUUUCUAAAUAAAACACACUAUGCUACUCCUGUCUCCCACCCUCAUCAAUUCUCCUGCCAGUAGGCAGAAGGCAGUUCCUGUUACAGUCAGAUUCUCUGUCAGUGCUAUCAACUGUGCACAUUUUCUCCAAGUUAUGAAUGUUUAAAUAAUGUCUGAAUCAGGACUCUGUCUGUUUCACUAGUUACAAACAUUAGUCUGCAUCUUCAUGCCAGCAUUUUAUAGAGAAAGCCUUUCUAACAUGCAUUUUAGGUAACAUUCUGUUGACAAAUAGGAAUGUGAUAAAUGAUACUGAAAAAAAAAAGAAAACUAAAAAAACCCCGUGCCUGUUCUGUGGCUGUUUGUUUUCCUGUUCCUCUGAAUGCAAUGCAAUAUUGUGAUUAAUCAUGAGCCAAGCUAAAAGCUUGAGACACACAUACCCUGAGGUUAAGGCAUUGUGGGCAGUGGCAUUUCCUGACUGCAAUAUGUGUUGAGAACAAACACCCUUGUGUCCAUGGGUCUUCUCUGAUGAGAUGGUAGCAGCAGUGUGUCAAACUUUUCUUCUUCUUUAUGGAAGUGCCAUGAAAGACCUAGGGAAAUGUGCAAAUAAUGUAAAUUGUGAUAACUAAAGCCAUGUUAAUGGAUCAGCCAUGUAUAGCUUCACUGUUACAAAUGCUAUUCUCUGAUGGCAAUUUGUAUUCAAUUUUGUUAAAUGGUUUUUAAAACGUUGGUUUUAAUAAUAAAAAAGAAAUAUCUGUAGGAGAGUGUCCUUUUUUAAACCCAAUGUGUAUUUUUUCUCAAGGGACACUGUCAGGUUAAAGAUUUGCAAUGAAACUUUUAAAAGUGGGACUCCAGCAUGUAUCCAUGUGCAUGGGGGCUGUGAAAAUGAACUGUGUUGUGAGCCAGCACUUACAUGCCAAUAAUUUAUUUGCAUUACUGAUUCAGGGGUGCUCUUACACUUGAUGUGGUGACAUACACUGAACUGAUAGUUUGGCUCUUCUGUAAAGUUCACAAAUUCUUCUACCUGCACCACUGAUAGUAACUUAGGGUACUGGAAACUGAAAGUUUCAGGCAUGUCUCUUCCCUUCCACAGUUCUCCUUAAGUAUAAGCAGGAAAGCAGACAAUCACAUUGAAAAAUAAUGCAAACACUAUUUUAUGUUAUAAGUAAGAAAAAUAGCCCAAAACCUCACAGUGUCCCUUUAGCUUUGGUUCAUUGUAAGCAUCCAUUCUGACACAUGGAGCAAUGCAGAAGCAAUUUUGCCAGACUAUAUAUAUGCGUGUACAUAUAUAUAUAUAUAUAUGUUUGUUAAACUCCAUUUUGUAGGGUAUUAUCUGUCUACCAGUACAUCCCAGGAAAAAGAACAUUCAUCCAUGCAGAAAUAUGAAAAUAAAGGUGUCUGUGUGAAACGUGGUCUUGGUGUCACUGCA